CGUGGCAGAUAAACAGACAGAGGAAGCACCCAGCUAGCAGCAGUCAACUUUCCUAAUGACAGCUCCAGGAGCUGCCUUUCACCUGAAUCUGACACGGAAGCUUAAAUGACAGUACGACAUUACCUGAAACAAACGCGACUUUAGAAACGUCUGUGUGACAGCGCAGGUGACUAUGGGUCUCUGCAAGUGCCCGAAGAGAAAGGUCACCAAUUUAUUCUGCUUUGAACAUCGUGUAAAUGUGUGCGAGCAUUGCCUCGUCUCCAACCACAACAAGUGUAUCGUGCAGUCAUAUUUGCAAUGGCUUCAGGACAGCGAUUACAACCCCAACUGUACUCUGUGUAACACUCCUCUGACUGCUCAGGACACUGUAAGACUCGUCUGCUAUGAUGUGUUUCAUUGGUCGUGUCUCAACAACUUGGCAUCUCGGCUGCCCCUCCACACGGCUCCAGCUGGAUACCAGUGUCCCUCCUGUCAGACUCCAGUUUUCCCCCCUUCUAACCUUGCCAGCCCUAUCGCUGAUGUGCUAAAGGAGCAGCUGUCAUCUGUCAACUGGGCUCGAGCUGGUUUAGGGCUGCCACUGAUUGAGGAGCCUGUUGGGGUCCUUGAGGAGACCACAGCUAGUGACGUAACUGAUUAUACUGACUGGUCAACAUUUGGUGCACAAGAUCAAAGUAACGUUUACCCUAGCCACUCUUACAACACCAGCAUCAGCCCACCAGCACAUUCUGUCUCACCUCCAGCACAGGAGGAACAUGCAGGUCCCCGUAAAAACGGGGAUCAAAUUAUGCAGGAUCACUCUGUGAUGAACUUCACUACUGCUGCCUCUACCUGCGACACAAUCACAGUACACACAGCAUCAUCACCAAGAAAGGUCUACGACACAAGAGACGUUGGUCAUAGCUCCAUCACACAGAUUGACUUUGAUGAUGACAAGUACAGAAGAAGACCAACAUUAAGUUGGUUUGCUCAAAUUCUCAAAAAUCUCACUGGUGGAAGACGGACAUCUCUGUCUUGGAAACAGCGCGUCUUCAUGCUUCUCCUGGUUGGAGUUAUUGGAUUCUUUACGCUGAUAAUCAUCAUGGCUAAACUUGGACGUGCCUCUGCUGGCUCAGACCCAAAUUUAGAUCCUCUUCUCAACCCCAAUAUCCGUGUUGGGAAAAACUGAUAACAAGCAUUGAUUCCUUUUUUUUCCUUCUGUGUUACACAAUAUAAGCCUGGAAAGGCUUAGCUGAAAUGGGACUUUCCGAUUCACUGUCAGCCCAACAGAGGGAGCCAUUUACCCAAUUUGAAUGGGGAAGAGAAAGAGACAUUGCAUCUCUUUAGAACAGAGGAAAUCUCUGCCUCCAUUCAGUAGGAACAUGCCAGGGCCCUUCACAAACUAGAUGUUAUUACAUUCAGGAUCUUCCCUGCUAUUCUGGUAAAUCAACCCCUUAAGUCCAAAGGGGACCAAAGCCCUGUGCUGAUAGGUGAAGGAUCAACCAAUUGUUGCUUUGAAAAGCUAAUGAUUGGGAGAGUUAGUUCUUAUGUUUAACAAUUCCAGCUAACAAUUGUCGGUGAACUUUUAAAGUUGAAUCUUAAUUUCAGUAGAAACUAAACACUGUUGAUGUUUAAGAACAUCUUUAGCUUGCAGAAACAUCAGAAUGCACAUUAUCAACAACACAACAUUUAUGAACAACUACUAGUUUAUAAGCUGAUUACUCUUCUUUGGUUUGAGGAGCCUAUGUGCAUUUUAUUCCUGCUGAAAUGACUCAAUUCAGAGACCAGAUAAACCACACACAAACUAAAUACACAACUAUUUAAGGGUGUCAGCAUUUCUUUUGAAUUCAGUGCAUUGCUUUUUAAUUUUGCACACAUGCUGUAUGUAUUUUUUCUGAUGUUUCUUUUACUGUCUAUUAAAUGGGAAUAACUCAGAA
Molecule: messenger RNA, 1913 nt
Organism: Labrus mixtus (cuckoo wrasse)
Lineage: Eukaryota; Metazoa; Chordata; Actinopteri; Labriformes; Labridae
Gene: zfpl1
Product: zinc finger protein-like 1
Exons: 8
Coding region: 173-1165 (330 amino acids)
Cellular component (GO): Golgi apparatus
Source: RefSeq, a predicted model, not a curated record